GGCCGUGUGUCGCUUCCCGGCUGUGCACCCUCCGGGGCCGCCGGCUCUCGGGGGACGCGCUGGGGAUGGGGCCAGACGCCCCGGUCGCGCGCCCCCCUCCUUCGCGGAGCUGCCCGGUUCGCCAGCCCCCGCGGAAACGCCUCGGAGCGCGGUAGCCAUGGGGACCAGGGCGAAGGUUAACCGAGUAUUUGAAUAGCGAGGAAAAGGGAGGCCGGGGCGAGCCUGGCGUUCGCUCGCGCUCUCUUGCUUAAUGGCAAAUUGUGGGCGAGCGCUGCGUUUAAGGAAGUGCUGCUUUGAAAGCUGUUGCGCAGCCAUUGGUACCUGUAUUGGGGAAACAUAGCAUACAAGCAAGAAGCUUACAGCCUCAGUGGCGAAAAUUUUUUCAUGUCAGAGACCGAGAACUCUUGCAGUCGUUUAUGUCAUCCCUUCUUCUCCAGACAGAAGAUACCAAAAAGUUGCAAUCAAAGAUCUCUUCAUCUUAUUGAUAAAGCCACUAAUAAGCCAAAAUGUCUGUCAAUGUCAACCGCAGCGUGUCAGACCAGUUCUAUCGCUACAAGAUGCCCCGUCUGAUUGCCAAGGUUGAGGGCAAAGGCAAUGGAAUCAAGACAGUUAUAGUCAACAUGGUUGACGUUGCAAAGGCGCUUAAUCGGCCUCCAACGUAUCCCACCAAAUAUUUUGGUUGUGAGCUGGGAGCACAGACCCAGUUUGAUGUUAAGAAUGACCGUUACAUUGUCAAUGGAUCUCAUGAGGCGAAUAAGCUGCAAGACAUGUUGGAUGGAUUCAUUAAAAAAUUUGUUCUCUGUCCUGAAUGUGAGAAUCCUGAAACAGAUUUGCAUGUCAAUCCAAAGAAGCAAACAAUAGGUAAUUCUUGUAAAGCCUGUGGCUAUCGAGGCAUGCUUGACACACAUCAUAAACUCUGCACAUUCAUUCUCAAAAACCCACCUGAGAAUAGUGACAGUGGUACAGGAAAGAAAGAAAAAGAAAAGAAAAACAGAAAGGGCAAAGACAAGGAAAAUGGCUCCGUAUCCAGCAGUGAGACACCACCACCACCACCACCACCAAAUGAAAUUAAUCCUCCUCCACAUACAAUGGAAGAAGAGGAGGAUGAUGACUGGGGAGAAGAUACAACUGAGGAAGCUCAAAGGCGUCGAAUGGAUGAAAUCAGUGACCAUGCAAAAGUUCUGACACUCAGUGAUGAUUUGGAAAGAACAAUUGAGGAGAGGGUCAAUAUCCUCUUUGAUUUUGUUAAGAAAAAGAAAGAAGAGGGUGUUAUUGAUUCAUCUGACAAAGAAAUCGUUGCUGAAGCAGAAAGACUGGAUGUAAAAGCCAUGGGCCCUCUUGUUCUAACUGAAGUUCUUUUUAAUGAGAAGAUUAGAGAACAGAUUAAGAAAUACAGGCGCCAUUUCCUACGAUUUUGUCACAACAACAAAAAAGCCCAACGGUACCUUCUUCAUGGUUUGGAGUGUGUGGUAGCAAUGCAUCAAGCUCAGCUUAUCUCCAAGAUUCCACAUAUCUUGAAGGAGAUGUACGAUGCAGACCUUUUAGAAGAAGAGGUCAUCAUCAGCUGGUCGGAAAAGGCCUCUAAGAAAUAUGUCUCCAAAGAACUUGCCAAAGAGAUUCGUGUCAAAGCAGAACCAUUUAUAAAAUGGUUGAAGGAGGCAGAGGAAGAAUCUUCUGGUGGCGAAGAAGAAGAUGAAGAUGAGAACAUUGAGGUGGUGUAUUCGAAGGCUGCCAGUGUACCGAAAGUUGAGACUGUAAAGUCAGACAACAAGGAUGACGACAUCGAUAUUGAUGCCAUUUAAAGGGAUGGAUGCAACCUAGCUUAACAGUAUAAUGCUGCAAAUUUUCCUCCAUUAUCAGCCAGAAGUGCAACAUGUAUGUGCAAAAGCUAAAAUGGCUUAACAUCAUGCUACACUUUACACUAAAAAUCUAUUACUGUGAGUGGUCUGUUAUUAAGCCCAAUGAGACAUCUAGGGAGUCCAUACACAUCAGUGAGCAGAUGUAGUUUGCUUAUUUAUAGCAUGUUUCUUUUUGAAAAACUAGUGGUGGACACAUUUGGAUCACAUUUAUACAGUUAUAAAAAUAAAGGUUUGAUUUUGGUCGUUCUUCAGAUGUUUGGCUCUGAAUGACUUAAGCUGAAGUAACUGGCUCCUUACUUUAAAUGUUCUGCCAUCAUUUCACCUGAUGAGCAUUCUUGGAGCCUGCCAGAUAUUGUUAGGUCCUGGGGCUGCAAAGAGGUCCUCAACAGGAUGUAAAGCAAACUUAAUUGUAAUUAAUUUAUUCAGCCCAUUAAGAAAGUACUAAAGUUUUAUCUCUGUAGUUCCUCAAAUUGGCAUCUGGUAAUGUACAUUGUGAGGUAGACUGAUAAUGAAAUGACAGUGUAACAUCUUAACCAAGAAGUAAAUAUGACCUCAGUGUCCUAUAAAUAAUGUAAGAGCAGGAUUUGAAACUUGGAGAGCUGUUUUCUCAUUUCAUGUACACUUGCCCCAAAUUGUCUUUGAAGUCGUGUGCAUUGCACGUUGGAUGAGCCAGGGAAAUUAUUACAUUAACAAGCAUUUUGUGUGUACGUAGUAGUUACUUUGUACUGAGAGAACUUGCUUUGGGGUGCAAUUAAUAAACUGAUUUUAUUUGGGAGAAACAAGGAAGGGUGCACUUAACUAGCAACCUAAGCAUGAUUUUUCAGCUUUUGCCCUUAGGGUUUAAAUUACAAUUCCAAAAUGUUAGACAUACUGUAUUUUUUCGUUCAGUGUGGCUUUAAUUUUCCCCUCUUGCAGUUUGUUCUGUAAUGCCUUUUACAUUUGGACACAUAGUUUAUGCUUUUUAGAUUUUGGUUGCUUUCUUGCCAAAAUAAGUGUUAACUGUGUUUCAAACUUGAUUUUCUUUCCUUUUUCUUUUUUUUUUCUUCCAGAAUGUCUUAUUUAAAAAGAAAGCUAAAAGCAUACUUCUAAGUCAGAGCCUCUAUUUUGGUGUAAGACUUGGGAUAUUUUUUACUUCACAUUGAAUAUAGCCAGGCACCCAAGAAGUCUGAUGGCCACCUGAGUGCAGGUGACAAGGACCUGACAGAGCCCAUGCAGGGCUUUAGAUUUGGACACACAAGAGUUGAUAACUUCCUCAUGAACUCCUUGCCUGAUCUAAACUCAUAUUAUGGGUUCUGACUGUUUGAGUAAUCAUCUUCAAGGUUAAACCUCUUGGCAGUUACCCUUUUCACAAAGUGCACAGUGGGAAUCGAGAAUCGAUAGGGUUAAUUUUGGAGCAGUGGCUUAUACCAUUCACCUCUGUUUUUUUGUGAUUAUUUCACAGAUAAUGAGACCUUAAUAACAAAUAGGCGUAAAAAAAUUUUCACAUUGAAAUGAUAGAAACAUUUGAUGUAAUAAAACUUGGUUGGCUUGAUAUUUUAAGGAAUUGAAACCUAGCAAUCUUAUUGGAGAGACAAGAAUUGGUCUCCAGCUGCCUUUGAUCAAGAUUCGGGUGCAAGUGGAGCAGGAGCCAUAUACCUGGAGGGAAUGUGCUUUGUCACACCAAAGAGGAUUUUUUUUUCUUCAAACUUGUAUGUUGCCUAGGUUUCAAAUUCUUUGCCGCAAGGCUGAUCUGCUUUCAUUAACUGGAAUUCUGUAGGAGAUACUGGUGACCUAAGCUAAGUUGCACUCAGCAUACUCAGUGUCAAGCUAAUGAGGUUCUAUUAUAAAGGUUCUACUUUUAAUCUGAGGGAAAACAUGUUCAGGGCUUCUAGAACACUAAAAAAUUUGGCUUAAACCAGUGUUCAGUCUGGUGCCAAACUUCGAAUGGAAUACAAAUUCACAUAAUCUGAACUUUGUUCACAGGUUAUCCUAAUAGAGUAAUUCUUCACUUUGCUCUAUUGAACUGUCUUAAGGAUUUGUUUAAACAGCUAAGUUACUUGAUUAAAAUAAUGAUAAAAUUGUAUUUUGUCUUUGCUUUAAUAUUAAAGUUAACAAGUUUUCAUUUUAUAAUGAGAUCAAAGCAUUGGAAUCUGCCCUGUUUUGUAGCCGUUGCUUUGGAUUUGUGUUGGAUGUAUCCUGCAGUUACACUUGCCAGCCCCACUCACAAAAGUUGUUCAUUUCAUUGGGUCACUGGCUUUAUUUGCUAGUCUUGUCUGUGAACUGAGCAUCUGCCUCAGUUUUAUUACUUGAAAUCUUGGCAGGUGCUUAAUAGGGAACAUACAUACAGCUAUGUAACUGUGAAUAAUUGUAUAUAUCUCUAGUUAAGAAUGAGGGAAUGGGGAGGUUUGCUUUCUAAACAAGUGCAUUCUGAAAUUGACUUAAAAAUUUUUAGUGUGGGUCCUAAAGUUUAGAGAUGGGCAAGGAGGUCUCUAAUCCACCGCUUCCCGCUUGAGAAGGGAGGGGUAUCAAAAUUGAGCCCCAAGCUGUUUGUUCCAGUGUACCAAGCACUGACUUUAUGCCUUUGGCCUGGAGAUGGCAGAAGUGAAAGCUGGCCAUCUGCAAAAAGCAGAUAAGUGAGUUUGAACCUUUUGCAUUUUGUUAGCUCAGUCAGUCCUCAUCGUGGUCCUGAGGCAUAGGUACUGUUGUACCAAGGUCACUUAUCUAACAAAAUAACCCUUCAUGUAUUUUAAAUUUAUUUGACAAGUCUGCAGACAAUCCUUAUCUAACCAGCUAUUUUCUUAAUUGCUACAGCUUGACCUACCAGUAUUCCGGAGUAACCAGCAAAUGCAAAGUUGACCUUGUUCCUGCAUCAUCUUUUUGAUGGUUCAAAUUUCAGCCUCCCUGACUACUACAAAGCCAGAGCAGUCUUAGUACCAGAAACAGUGUUGCACUUUCGUUGCAUGUGCUGUGUGACCCCAAGGGGACAGGGAGUCACUUUGGUCAUCUCUGUCCCCAGUACAGAUCUUGAUUCAUAGUGACAUUCCAUAAGUGGGGUGACAGCAAAUGACUUGCAGGUAGUCUCAUUGUAGGUUUGUGCACCAGAGUGACCCUGUGAGCCUUUGUUAAUAGGUUGGGAGCUCAGGGUGUUUAUGUCCACCUGUCUGGUCUAGCCAAACAGUUUUUUUCUGGGAAUCAAAUUUCUGUGGUUUUUAUGGCCAGAAAUUUUAAGGACUUGUGUGUGCUGGGAUAUGAGAAUAGAAGCUACAGAGUUCUUUUCUUGGGACCUAGACUGGGAGGUGCAAUGUCAGGACCUCCAGGUGAAUGGUAGGAUCUGAGUUGACCCUGCAGUUCGGUUAUGCAGUCAAUUAUUUCUUUUUAAGAGGAGGAGGAUUCACUUGGGUGUUGGGAUCAAAUUUGGAUUCUGUCCCAGGCCUUACUGUAAAACUAGGGGAUUGCCUUUCCAUAUCUGCUGGGGGUGGAGACCCUUAUGUGCAGCACUCAAUCCCACUGGAAGCCUAAUGCUGCAGUCAGAAGCAAUGCCUGGCUGGGGCAGUAGGGGAAAUUCCACCCAAUUUUGCUAUGAGCCUAAAACCUCUUUAAAAACGGUCAGUUAACUAAAAAAUAAAAAUCAAGUCUUUAGGAGAGUAGAAAACACAAUUAACUAAAAAGCAGGGACAUCUGAAAGAGACGUAUUAAGUUAACAUUUUUAAAAAUCCAAAUGAAAGUAAAUGGAAUAAAUGUAUCAGGUAAAGGACAAGUUGUAAGCUUGGAUUUUUAGGUCUAGCAAUACACUGUUUACAAGAGCAUCACCUAAAAUGUGACAAAAGAUGUUGAAAGGAUGAAAAAAGGUAUAGUAGACAUACACUAACCAAAAAUGUAGCUCUUUGAAUCUCAGAAAAAAGUAGAUUUUAAUAAAGUGUGAAAGUUGUCAAUCAAA
This is a messenger RNA of Homo sapiens (human), 5775 nucleotides long. It is a transcript of the gene EIF5, whose product is annotated as eukaryotic translation initiation factor 5. NCBI's taxonomy places the organism in Eukaryota, Metazoa, Chordata, Mammalia, Primates, Hominidae. Gene Ontology annotation, molecular function: translation initiation factor activity. The transcript has 11 exons. The record is from RefSeq and is marked validated. Gene Ontology annotation, cellular component: synapse; cytoplasm. Gene Ontology annotation, biological process: translational initiation; regulation of translational initiation. Bases 507 to 1802 code for a protein of 431 amino acids.